UUAACAUCUAAACUACCCUAUAUGUUUGACAGUUCUAAGGAAGCUAAGAAAUUAUUUGAAUGCAUCAUACAUCCUGUGAAAUUAGAUAGAUUCUUCAAUGAAUUGUGGGAAAGGAAACCAUUAUUGAUUAAACGUCAUAUAGCUAAUUAUAAUGAUGGUUGGUUUAGUACAGCUGAACUAGAUCAUAUACUAAGACAGGAGAAUAUUCAGUACUCUGUUAAUUUAGAUAUAACCUCUUAUGAGAAUGGUAAACGAGAAACACACAAUCCUAUUGGUCGAGCCUAUGCCCCAGUUGUCUGGGAUUACUAUCAGAAUGGUUGUUCAGUAAGAUUACUAAACCCACAAACAUACAGUCGUAGAGUGUGGAAAUUACUAGCUGUCUUACAAGAGUUCUUUGGUUCUUGUGCUGGUGCCAAUGUAUACCUAACACCCCCAGGAACACAAGGUUUUGCUCCUCACUACGAUGAUAUAGAAGCUUUUAUAUUACAAUUAGAAGGUCGCAAGAAUUGGAAAUUGUACAGUCCCAAAAAUGAAUCCGGGACUUUGCCAAGGUUUUCAAGUGAUAAUUUUAGUGAAGAAGAGAUAGGUGAACCUAUAUUAAAUAUUGUAUUGGAUGCUGGUGAUUUAUUAUAUUUUCCCCGUGGUACGAUCCAUCAGGCUACAGCUCUAGAGGAUACACAUUCUUUACAUAUCACAGUAUCCUGUUUCCAGAAAAACUCUUGGUAUGAUUUCUUUGAAAAGUUGAUGCCAAGAGCUUUACAAAUAGCAUUUGAAGAAGAUUUAGAAUUAAGGAAAGGUUUACCUACAGAUUAUUUACAUCACACAGGUGUAGUCAAUUCAGAUAAGGAAAGCCCAGAAAGACAGUUUAUAAUGGGUAAAGUUGAGAAGUUAAUGACAAGUAUAAUGAAACAUGCUCCUGUUGAUGCAGCUUUUGAUCAAAUGGGACGACAGUUUGUCCAUGAUAGUUUACCACCUGUUCUCUCUGAAUCUGAGAAGUCGUGUAGUAUCCAUGGUACAGGAGAGAGAUGGGACAGUCAAAGACAACAGGUUACUAGUAUGGUAGAAAUAGAACCAGAUACAAUGAUAAAGAUAAUUAGGAAGGGAGCUGUCAGAUUGGUAAUGGAAAUGGAUCAAGUACAUGUUUAUCAUACAUUAGAGAAUCUACGAUAUUAUCAUGGUACCGAACCCCAGUAUGUGGAUAUACCUAUAGAUGCAGCACCGGCAGUGGAAUUCCUGAUCCAUUCCUAUCCCGAAUAUGUCCCUGUGGACAGUUUACCAUUAGAUGAUAUACAGUUGAAAAUAGAUAUUGUAACAGCUCUGUAUGAAAAGGGACUGAUUUUAACGCAGGAACCUCUAGACCCAAUCUAUGAAGAAGGAGUGGAUGAAAACGAAGCUCCUAUGUGAAAUAAAAAUUUUAUAGCUAUAUGACUUUAAUGUAAAUUUUAUGUCCGUUUUGGAAACUGAACCGUAUGUCAGUGAUAUGAUUAUGAAGACAGUGAUUUGUGUACAGUGUAUGGAUGCUUCCUCUGACAUUAUAAACACUAAAUAUGUAACCAUAGUAAUUUUUUUGAGCUGGGUUAUUUUCUGCGUGCGAGAGAUGAAUUUAUAUCUGUUAAAUGAAAUUGUUAAAAUAAUUUUCAACAAGAUGACUUCAGAUUUUUAUUUUUAAGAGUCAUAAAAUGCAUAUGGAAUUUCUUUCUUUU
Lottia gigantea (owl limpet) is the source of this 1703-nucleotide messenger RNA. RefSeq lists its product as hypothetical. Gene Ontology annotation, cellular component: nucleolus. Gene Ontology annotation, molecular function: histone H3K36 demethylase activity; histone H3K4 demethylase activity. The transcript is spliced from 12 exons. NCBI's taxonomy places the organism in Eukaryota, Metazoa, Mollusca, Gastropoda, Lottiidae. The record is from RefSeq and is a predicted model, not a curated record. Bases 22 to 1404 code for a protein of 460 amino acids.